CGUCUCCUCCAACACAAAGCUGCUGCACUUCGGUUCCUACCACGGUGGGAGAUAUUUUCACGAAGUACAGACACGGUCCUUGUUCUUCUGAGAGGUUCUGCGGGUGAGAACGACAGACACAACUACAGAAUCGCAGGUCUCAAGCUCCACUAUCAACUGCAGUCAUGAUCAAAUUGUUGCUUGUGGCGAUUGUUGCGGGAUUGGUUUUCGAGAGCAACCAGCAGAGACUGGGGCUCAAGAAACUGGAGCCCAAGGAACCGGAGCCCAAGGAAGUGGAGCCCAAGGAGCCGGAGCCCAAGGAACCGGAGCCCAAGGAAGUGGAGCCCAAGGAACUGAAGCCCAAGGAACUGAAGCACUCUUUAGUGAAACCAGUUCCUACAAAAUUUCCCUGCGACUAUCCAACCCACAUCCAAUGCUGGACGAACUGGUUUGACAGAGAUGACCCCUCUGGAUCUGGAGACUGGGAAUUGCUCUACAAUCUUCGUAUUGAGAACCCAGGAAAGAUCUGCCCCAAACCAAUCCAAAUCGAGGCCAAAACUCUGUCUGGUCUCAGUGCGGCUGCAGCCGGGGACGUGAUUUUGAAAAGCGACACAACUACAGGAUUCAUCUGCAGGAACCAGGACCAGAAGUCCAAGAAGAUGUGCAACGAUUAUCGCGUUCGCUUCAGCUGCCAUCCCCCGUUCUGCGGCGGCGGAGUGUGCUGGACCGACUGGUACGACCGGGACCUUCCCAGUGGGACUGGCGACUGGGAGCUUUUGAGUAACCUGAAGUUAGAAAACCCAGGAGAGAUCUGUGACAGCCCGUUGUACAUCGAGGCUGUUACCACCGACACCAUGACCCCAGCCAUCAGCACAGGGGAGAACAUCUACAUCUACAACCCAACUGUGGGAUUCGUUUGCCGAAAGCAGGACCAGAAAUCCGGCCAAUGCCUCAACUAUAAAGUGCGGUUUGGAUGCCCGUGCCCAUGAUUCCACGGCAACACCGAGGUGCCGCGGCGAGAGAAGAACCCUUUUCCAAUUUUUAUCGCCGAUGUCUUUUCUCGUAUGAUUAUAUGAUUUGCUUCUCCUGAUUGAGAACCAAACAGAAAUCUGCCUUUUUCACGGUAAACUUGUGGUCAUUUUAUCAUUUAAAUCAAUUAUUUUCCCGCUGUGAAACCAAAUUUUGUAUCUUCAGUGGAAAAUAGGUAUAAGGGUUUUUUUUUUUUUCUUU
Limanda limanda (common dab) is the source of this 1209-nucleotide messenger RNA. RefSeq names its product mucin-5AC-like. The record is from RefSeq and is a predicted model, not a curated record. Bases 165 to 968 code for a protein of 267 amino acids. The transcript is spliced from 10 exons. NCBI's taxonomy places the organism in Eukaryota, Metazoa, Chordata, Actinopteri, Pleuronectiformes, Pleuronectidae.